AUGUUUUUUUUUAUUUUAUUUUUCCUUCUUUCUUUCUUUCUUUCUUUGUUUCUCUCUUUCUCUGUCUCUUUCAUUAUUUCUUUGUCACUUUCUCUCUGUCUAUCCCUGUUUCUUUGUUUCUUUCUCUUUAUUUUGGUUCUCUCUUUCCUCAUCCCUUAUCUCACUAUCCUAUUCUCUUCCUUCUUUUUUCGCUUUCUCUUUCGUUCUUUCUUUCUUUCUCCCGAUUUCUUCAUUUUCUCUGUCUCUUUCUCUGUUUCUUGCGAUAUCUGUUCAUUCUCUUUCUUUCUUUCUUUUUUCUUUCACUUUUUCAAUACUGCAUUUCUCUUUUUCUUUCUUUCUUUCUUUCUCUCACUUUUCAAUACUUUGUUUCUUUCUUUUUUUUUAUGCUUUUUUUUCUUUCUUUUCUUUUUUUCUUUUUCUUUUGCAUUUUUCUUUUUUUCUAUUUUUCUUUUUUUCUUUUUUUUUUUUUGGAAUUUUUUCAAUACUGUAUUUCUCUUUUUCUUUCUUUCUUUCUUUCUUUCUUUCACUUUUCAAUACUCUGUCUCUCUUUUUCUUUCUUUCUUUCUUUCUUUCUUUCUUCCGUUCUCUCACUUUUUUAAUACUCUGUUUCUCUUUUUCCUGCUUUCUUUCUUUCUUUCUUUCUUUCUUUCUUUCUUUCUUUCUUUCUUUCUUUCCCGCUCUUUCUUUCUUUCGUUUUUUCUUUCUCUGUCUCUUUCCUUUCACUCUACAGUCUUUUCCUUUCCUUUCCUUUUCUUUCCUUUCUUUCUCCGUUCAGUACACACUUUCUGUCUGCCUGUCUUUCUCUCUCUCUCUCUCUCUCUCUCUCUCUCUCUCUCUCUCUCUCUCUCUCAUUUUCUCAUACACACACACACACUUUGA
Acanthosepion pharaonis is the source of this 879-nucleotide messenger RNA. The record is from the annotation of a GenBank genome assembly. NCBI's taxonomy places the organism in Eukaryota, Metazoa, Mollusca, Cephalopoda, Sepiida, Sepiidae.